AGUAUAUAUACACCAAAGAAAAUGGCCGCGUCCAUUCAACCACUGUCAAUCGCAGCUAGGGUUGCAGGGAGAAAAUUAAGGCAUAUGAAUGGCCAUGGGGUAUCAACACCUGUCAUACAUAAAUAUUUCUCAAGAACAUUAAGCACAGAUGACUCAGUCAGUGUUGACAGUUCAACUACUAAGGUACAGAGGCGAUCUGAGCAGAUAAGCUCUGCAAUGAAAGCAUUUCUCAGAAAGGCCAAAGAACAUGAGGUAAAGGUCAGUCAAUAUACUGAGGAGUAUGAACUUGGACGUAAACAUUUGGCCAAUAUGAUGGGGAUACAUCCAGAUGAAAUGACAAAAGAACACAUAAAUGAGGCCAUACAAUACCUCCUUCCAUCAGGGCUAUUUGAUAAAGGAUCCAGGCCCCAGUUCAAGCACCCAAACGAUUUUCUGCCAGUAAACUUAGAGUUCCCGUUUGAAGAAUCAGGGCGCCCAAAGCAUUACCAGUACUAUACUCUAAAGCCACACUAUUAUGAAAUGAUGUCUGAAGCAGCCUGGAGAACGGAAUAUUUAAAAGAAGAGGAAGUAAGAAUUGGCUUCUCUGGUCAGCAGCCAUCAGAAGUAAUGACACAUUUAACUGAGGAAUUUGAAUGGAUGAAUACACAGGCUUUUAUUGAAAUGUUCAAGUCACAGUUCUCAGAAACUGUCACAGAGGCAGAUCACAAAAGAUUUGUGGAAGUAAUGAAGAAGCUGUCCCUUAUGAGACUGAGAGAACAGGAUGUUGAGUUCCUGAGGCAUUAUGGGAAGCAAAAGACAACAGAAUCCCAAUCCUUAGAUUCUGGACCAGACAGAAAAUACCUUACUGAUGAUAAGGGGAGAAAAUACAAAACUAUGCAUGGUUCUAGGAAAAGUGCCAGGGCUAGAGUCACAGUAUAUGGAGAAGGGAGUGGGGUUAUAGAAAUAAAUGGGAAGGGUUUAGAGUAUUUUGAGAGUGUAUAUGCAAGGGAGCAGGUUUUAUUUCCUCUUGUGCUGACAGAAAGUAUAGACACAGUGGAUGUAGAAGCAUCAGUGGAGGGAGGAGGAGAGAUGGGUCAAUCAGGGGCCAUUAGACAUGGCUUGUCAAAUGCUCUUCUCCCCUUUGUCUCACAACAGAUGGCCAACAAAUUGUCUUUAGCUGGUCUCCUUGAUAGAGACAGUCGUGUGAAGGAGAGGAUGAAGCCGGGGCAGAAGAAGGCUAGAAAGAAGUUCCAAUGGAAUGCUCGGUAGUGGUGAAAGAUCAAAGACAAAACUGUGUUACCAUUUUCUCAAUUAAAAUGUCUUAAGACAA
Messenger RNA from Saccostrea echinata, 1309 nucleotides. RefSeq names its product small ribosomal subunit protein uS9m-like. Lineage: Eukaryota; Metazoa; Mollusca; Bivalvia; Ostreida; Ostreidae. The transcript is spliced from 14 exons. Gene Ontology annotation, biological process: translation. The record is from RefSeq and is a predicted model, not a curated record. Gene Ontology annotation, cellular component: mitochondrial small ribosomal subunit; ribosome. The coding region runs from base 22 to 1248 and encodes 408 amino acids. Gene Ontology annotation, molecular function: RNA binding; structural constituent of ribosome.